ACACCCCUCCCUCCACCUUUUUCUUUUUCUCUCUCCUACUUUCUCUCUCUCCACACUGACAACAUGUCAUGAUUGAACUGUUACACCCCCCUCCCUCCUUACCUUACUGCAUUGCGCCCCCACACCUCUCUUUUUCUUAUUUCUCUUCUUUCUAUAUAAUCCCCCUCUUCCCCUCCUUUCUUCAUCUCCCAACCUCAAAUCAUUUCUCUAUUCUCUCUCCUUCUUUUCCUUUCUCUCUCUACUUUGACUCUCCCAACAAACUUAUCGUAUUUCUGGGUUUAUAAUUUGAAGAUCAUCAUCAACAAACAUGAUGGUUGCUGGGAAAGAAGAUUUGGGGUUAAGCUUGUGUUUAGGAUCUUCAAACAACAACAACAAUAAUAAUAAUACCACUGCUACUGCUAGUACUAGCGGGAAUCAUCCUAAUAACAAUAAUAUUGGGUUUUUGAUGAAUCAUCAUAAUAAUAACAACACUAUUACUACUACUAGUAGUUAAAUAUUAUUAUGAAUCGAAAUCAUCAUCUUCUUCAAACGACGUCGUCUAACAACGUCUCCCCUCUUCAGCUAAAUCUCAUGAUGAUGCCUUCUUCUUCCACUAAUCCUUCUCCUCUUCUCCAGAAGCUUCCUUGGAAUCGCAGCACCGACUCUUUCCCUCCUUCAGAUCGGAACUCGGACACGUGUCGGUCGUUUCUCCGAGGAAUCGACGUGAAUAGACCUGCAGGCGGCGACGAAGAAGACGUCGCCGUUUCAUCACCAAACAGCACCGUUUCGACGUUGAGCGGUAAAAGAAGCUCCGCCGAGAGAGACUCCACUAACACCGCCGGUGCCGGCGAUGAAAUCGAGGUUGAAAGAGCUUCUUCUCGGGGUUUAAGCGAUGAUGAAGAUGGCGGUGAAAAUUCAAGAAAGAAACUUCGAUUAACAAAAGACCAAUCCGCCAUUCUUGAAGAAAGCUUCAAAGAACACAACACCCUCAACCCCCUUAAUCUACAGAAGCAAAAACUGGCCUUGGCAAAACGUCUUGGGUUGAGACCACGUCAGGUUGAGGUCUGGUUCCAAAACCGUAGAGCAAGGACGAAGCUGAAGCAAACAGAGGUAGAUUGCGAGUUUUUAAAGAGAUGUUGUGAACAACUAACAGAAGAAAACAGAAGGCUACAAAAGGAAGUUCAAGAGCUUAGAGCGUUAAAGUUGUCCCCACAAUUUUACAUGCAAAUGACCCCACCAACUACUCUUACCAUGUGCCCCUCAUGUGAGCGUGUGGCGGUCCCACCUUCUGCCACAUCAUCUUCAUCUGCUAAAGCCCAAGCCCAACCAUGUCCGGAUCCAAGGCCCAACCCAGUAACUCACCAUCGGCCCAUUCCUGUUAACCCGUGGGUUGCUACUGCUGUUCCUAUCCGGUCCUUUGACCCACUCCACACUCGGUCAUGAAAGGGUGUUUUAGUCAUUUGACAAGUUUUGGCUGUUAGAUCUGAAAAUAUGUUGGAACAAAAAAAUAGAUGUUAUUAUGUGAUAUAUACUGUCAUGUAAUAUAUAUUUUUUUUUUUAGGAUUAAUGUUAUGGAAAUUGGUGGGUCUCUAAUAUGUUUUGGUUUUUAUUGACCCAUUAAUCAUAGUAGAUCAACCCCAAAAAAAAAAAAGAAAAAAAAAUUCUAUUUAGUUUUUUUUUAGUGCUUGGAGUUUUAGUGCUAAUUUGGCUCCCUAGAUUCAGGAGAAUAUUAUGAAGGGUAGGGAGGAAGGAAAAUAUCAUUUUCUUGUAAAUUUUUAUCUAAUUAAAUUAAUUAUAGUAGUAGUUUCUUA
Messenger RNA from Beta vulgaris subsp. vulgaris (sugar beet), 1790 nucleotides. RefSeq names its product homeobox-leucine zipper protein HAT4. Gene Ontology annotation, molecular function: DNA-binding transcription factor activity, RNA polymerase II-specific; sequence-specific DNA binding. The transcript has 4 exons. NCBI's taxonomy places the organism in Eukaryota, Viridiplantae, Streptophyta, Magnoliopsida, Caryophyllales, Amaranthaceae. The record is from RefSeq and is a predicted model, not a curated record. Gene Ontology annotation, cellular component: nucleus. Bases 502 to 1422 code for a protein of 306 amino acids. Gene Ontology annotation, biological process: regulation of DNA-templated transcription.